Molecule: messenger RNA, 1574 nt
Organism: Notechis scutatus (mainland tiger snake)
Lineage: Eukaryota; Metazoa; Chordata; Lepidosauria; Squamata; Elapidae
Gene: INO80B
Product: INO80 complex subunit B
Biological process (GO): chromatin remodeling
Cellular component (GO): Ino80 complex
Source: RefSeq, a predicted model, not a curated record
GGGAACUUCCGGCUCCGGUUCCUUCCGGCCGGCCGCUUCCGGCGGGAAGGAGAACGGCGGCAUUCCCGCCGGCGGUCGAGGAUGAGCAAGGCGUGGCGUCGCGCGGAAGUCCCGGGCAGCGGGAUGGAGGGCGGCCGGCGGGGCGAGGCGGAGGCGGCGGCAGAUCCCGGCGGGCACGGCGCCCACAAGAAGAAGCACAAGAAGCACAAGAAGAAGCACAAGAAGCGGCACCACCGGGAGGAGCCCGGCCUGGACCAGGCGGCCGCCCUGCCCAAGCCGCAGCUGAAGCUCAAGAUCAAGCUGGGCGGCCAGAUCCUGGGCACCAAGAGCGUCCCAACCUUCAGCGUGAUCCCCGAGAGGCCCCGGUCCCCCUCCCCACUGAUGGGGGAAAACGACGACGAGGAGCCCAUGGAAGGCGUGCCCAUCGAGCAGUACCGGGCAUGGCUGGAUGAAGACAGCAACCUGGAGCCGUCCCCGUUGCCAGAACUUGAUCCAGAAAUGGGCUUCCCAGCACGUGAGGAAGAAGAGGAGCAGCGGUGGCUGGAUGCCCUGGAGCGGGGGGAGCUGGAUGACAAUGGGGAAUUGAAAAAAGAGGUGGACGAGUCCCUGCUCACUGCCCGGCAGAAAGCCCUCUUGCACAAACAGCAGAGUCAGCCCUUGCUGGAGCUGCCCAUGGGAUACAAGGCCAAGGAGCUGACAGAGGAGAUGCUGGUGAAGCGAGAAGAACGGGCUCGUAAGCGGCGGCUCCAGGCUGCCAAAAAGGCCGAGGAGAACAAGAAUCAAACCAUCGAGCGCCUCACCAAGACCAGCAAGGCCAAAGUGAAGACGCUGCGCGAGCGCAAGGCCAAAAGCACGGCAGUCCCCACAGUGAGCUACCGCAGUGCUGCCUCUGGGGUCACCAUCUCCUUCCCGCCCGGGACUUCCCUGCCUGUGUUGCCCUCCCUCCCGAGGGUAGUGCCGCCCACCAUGCCAUGUGGGGUCAUUGGCUGCCCCAACCUCAAGCGGUACUCCUGUUCCCGCACUGGGACCCCCCUUUGUAGCCUGGAUUGUUACAAAAAGAACCUGCUGCUUCAGGAGGUGCCGGCAUAGUCACGCUGGUGGAUAGUCGGUGCCCAGCGGUCACCCUGAAGGCCUCUGUGGUCUGGAAGAGGCGUCCCAGCCCUGUUCCCAGGUGUCUGAGGUGGGUGUCCAAACAGCCUUGGUAUCUGUUCAGCAGCAGCGGCUGGUUCAGCAAGAAGCACAUCUCUGGCUGUGUACAGUGCGAGCCCCUUGGACAUCUCUUGCCGCAGUGACUGUGUGGAAAAUGGAAAGUUCCCCCUGCAUGGGGAGGAGAGAGCAGGACCAUAUUGUGUGUGUGUGCGUGUGUGUGGACUCGGGAGAUGGUGGCAGCGGUGACUGGCAUUGUUUCUUGCCUUUCUGGGGGCUGCUGCUUCUCAAGACGGAUGGAGGCAGUAGUACUCUUUUUCAUUUGUACAGGAUGCAGAGAAAAGUGGCUGGUAGCAGGAAAAUUGAUUUAUUGUCGACAUUAAAGAUACCCUGAAACUAACUUGAGAAGCCCAGAUGGCCUCCUGGUU